AUAAAGUUCACGGAUCGCCAACGUUGCAAAUGGUCCAUAUAUACCAAACUCAAACUCCCAUUCAAUAUCUCAAAUUCGAACGUUUCCAGGUUUUCCCUCUAAAACGCUCCGUUUCGAUUUCAAAGUUUCCGAUCUCGUCUGAUUUUUGUUAAAAAUGGACGCUCCAAAGGAGAAGAAAGGUGCAGGAGGAAGAAGAGGAGGGGACAGGAAGAAGGCUGUUUCCAAGUCGACUAGGGCAGGCCUUCAAUUCCCAGUGGGUCGGAUUGCUCGUUUUCUCAAAAAGGGCCGGUAUGCUCAGAGAUAUGGUUCAGGAGCCCCGAUCUAUCUCGCUGCUGUUCUUGAGUAUCUAGCCGCUGAGGUGCUGGAACUGGCUGGUAAUGCAGCACGUGAUAACAAGAAGAACAGAAUAAACCCUAGGCACGUACUAUUAGCUGUGAGGAACGAUGAGGAGUUGGGGAAAUUGCUUCAAGGUGUGACCAUUGCUAGUGGAGGGGUGCUACCAAACAUCAACCCAGUUCUUUUGCCCAAGAAAUCUGCAGCUACCGAUAAAUCUUCUGAGCCCAAAUCCCCUAAGUCCUCCAAAAGCGCCUAAAGAUGAAUCCCACUAAUUAUGUUUUAAUUCCAAUAAUGGAAUGUAGGAUCUAGUAGUUUUUUCCCCCUUGUGAAUUUAACUAUCCUUAUGGUGCAUAAUGUAGCUGGUGAUAAAGUUUCUAAUGGAAAUUUGCCCGUUUCUGCA
Messenger RNA from Hevea brasiliensis (rubber tree), 736 nucleotides. Its product is annotated as histone H2A.1. Gene Ontology annotation, molecular function: protein heterodimerization activity; DNA binding; structural constituent of chromatin. Gene Ontology annotation, cellular component: nucleosome. The record is from RefSeq and is a predicted model, not a curated record. Bases 155 to 592 code for a protein of 145 amino acids. Lineage: Eukaryota; Viridiplantae; Streptophyta; Magnoliopsida; Malpighiales; Euphorbiaceae. The transcript has 2 exons.